UCCUUCACACCCUGGCAACUCACAAGUUGCAACCACCCUGAAGAAAAUUCUGAGGGAGAAGAGAACAAGAAGAAGAAGAAGAAGAAGAAGAAGAGAAAUUCAAUCACCGAGUUUGUUGUAGAGCUCGAUUUCAAUGGUGUAAAGCCGCCACGUGUCAGAUUCCGGCGAAGAAUUUAAGCAUGGACCACCAGCGCCACCACCACCACGACUACAGCCACUCCCACCACCACCACCACCACAGCCAGAGCAGCAGCCAGCACCAUCACCACCGGCACAAGUCCCACUCCGACGGCAACCUCUUCUCUCUCUGUCCGUUCUGGCAGUCAGGGUCCCAAACGUCGUCGUCUUCCUCUUCGACUCAGAUCCUACAGAGCGGCGUCGACGGAUCGAAGUCGAAGCCCAAAACGGUGUCGUCCGUCGCGAGAUCGCUGCUCCCGCCUCGGCGCCGGCUCCGGCUCGACCCUGCCAGCAAACUCUACUUCCCCUAUGAACCUGGGAAACAAGUGAAGAGCGCAAUUCGGUUGAAGAACAGUAGCAAGUCUCAUGUAGCUUUCAAGUUUCAAACUACUGCACCGAAAAGCUGUUACAUGCGUCCUCCGGGUGGUAUUCUUGCUCCAGGAGAGAGCAUAAUUGCUACUGUGUUUAGGUUUGUGGAACAACCUGACAGCAAUGAGAAAAAUGUGGAUCAGAAGACCAAGGUUAAGUUCAAAAUUAUGAGUCUGAAGGUGAAAGCUGAAACGGACUAUGCUCCUGAGCUGUUUGAUGAGCAAAAGGAUCAAGUAGCAGUUGAGCGAAUUUUGCGGGUUGUAUUUUUAGAUGCAGAGCACCCUACUCCUGCUCUAGAAAAACUGAAGAGGCAGUUGGCUGAAGCUGAGGCUGCACUCGAAGUGCGUAAGAAACCUCCCGCAGAUUCAGGUCCUCGUGAUGUUGGGGAGGGCCUUGUAAUAGAUGAAUGGAAGGAGCGAAGGGAGAAAUACCUGGCUCGGCAACAGGUUGAAGCAGCAGGUUAAGCGUAAACCCUGAUUAGUAGCUUUUGUUGCAAGUUAAUUUGGCUUUGAUGAGAUUUUCUUGUGGUGUAACAUUGCAUUCUUUCUGCUCAUCAAUCUUUAGCUAAGUGGUAGAGGAAGGUGGAGAAGUAAUAGCCAUUUUUAGUUAUGGUAGCUGAGAAAUAAUAUGUUCUCUUGUACAUAAUGAGUUUUGUCCUGGGAUGAAAUGGGUGAAUGACUCUACGUAUCAGCGUUUUUGUAUAUUCUGAUGUUUGAGGUGCCCUUUCAUUCUUUGAAUUUCAGUAGUAAGAACUUAGAUUGGUUUUCAUGCAAGUACCAUAUUUUGUGUGCCGUAUUCGACGCUGUCAUUUUUUUGCUUCAUAUUAGCUACUGGUUUUUAAUCGUGGCCAGUACUAUAAAUCUACAAUGCUACAAGCUUCCCUUUGAUCUCCA
Messenger RNA from Rosa rugosa (rugosa rose), 1439 nucleotides. RefSeq names its product vesicle-associated protein 4-1-like. Gene Ontology annotation, cellular component: endoplasmic reticulum membrane; plasma membrane. The coding region runs from base 180 to 1010 and encodes 276 amino acids. The transcript is spliced from 7 exons. NCBI's taxonomy places the organism in Eukaryota, Viridiplantae, Streptophyta, Magnoliopsida, Rosales, Rosaceae. Gene Ontology annotation, biological process: endoplasmic reticulum membrane organization. The record is from RefSeq and is a predicted model, not a curated record.